Molecule: messenger RNA, 898 nt
Organism: Thalassophryne amazonica
Lineage: Eukaryota; Metazoa; Chordata; Actinopteri; Batrachoidiformes; Batrachoididae
Gene: dpcd
Product: deleted in primary ciliary dyskinesia homolog (mouse)
Exons: 8
Coding region: 83-688 (201 amino acids)
Source: RefSeq, a predicted model, not a curated record
AGCGUCAGAUCAACACUGACCCCAGCCACAUUUUAACUUCCGGGUUUUGCGAUUGAAGUCGGUUGCUGUGGUAACAGUAAACAUGGCGGUUCAGAGCUGGAUCGAUCUGCUAAAAUCAUCCAAUAAAACCGUUUUAAUCCACGACGGUAAAAGGAAGAUCCACUACGUCUUUCCAGAUGGAAAACAAAUGGCAGAAGAGUACGACUUGAGUACUGAUGAGCUCCUCGGACGAAGGUGGUGUCAUAAAAGCACCCUCGGGGCCCCGGGGCCGUGGCAGGUAGAAGUUGGGGAGCCCCCUGCAGGUGCUGCUGUGUUGUUGCAGUCUGAGGGGAUCAUGGAGAGCCGCUGUAACCCUGUGUUGGUGCGUAAAGAUACCAAGAUCUGUUUUCAGUGGAGAAUCCGGAACCUUCCAUACCCUAAGGAGGUCUUCAGUGUGUCGGUGGAUCCAGCUGAGAGACGCAUCAUCAUAAAAACCUCCAACAAAAAGUAUUAUAAGAAGUUGAGCGUUCCGGACCUGGAUCGUUGUCAGCUGCCGUUGGAAGGUUCGGCCCUGAGUUUCACUCACGCCAACAACACUUUGAUUAUCAGCUACAAGAAGCCUAAAGAGAUUUUAAGUGUUGAGCGAGAGCUGCUGGACGAGGUGAAGACGCUAAAGAUGACUGCUGAAGGAGACUGCAAAACUCAGUGAAUUCUUCUGUUGUGACUGAGUGAAGUCGGCAGUUGUGACUGGAUGGAGAAAGACAGUUCUGUCUCGUUUCUCACAGAAUGAUGAAUUAUUUUAAAAGGUGCUCAGAGAGCCCAGAGUUCUGCCAAGAGGCCGAACAAUCCUGGAGUUCUGCUUUGCGAUUAUUGGAUCCUUUUUUCUCACAGUAACUUCAAUAACAUGAAUUCUGCACUU